GGAUGUGAUUGUUUCAUCCAAUUUUCAUUAUUGAAGAUGGAUUUUCUUUACUGUAUAUUUAUGUCACUCCCGAUGUUCGCCAAUGGGUUCAUUGUAAACGGUCCCUCUGAUCCUCUGGUUGUUUCUUUGGGAGGUUCAGUGGUUUUGCCAUGUUAUGUUGAUUCACUCUUACCAGCAGAGGACCUGAAGGUAGAAUGGAGAAGAUCAGACACAGAGACUCUUGUUCAUCUGUAUCAAGAUGGUGAGAGUCGACCAGAGGUCCAGCAGCAGGAUUAUCAUGAUAGAGCUCAUUUCUUUACUGACCAGAUUCAACAUGGAAACUUCUCCCUCCUGUUGAACAAUGUGACAGCUGAAGAUGAGGGACAAUACAGAUGUAAAGUUUUCAGUGAACAGGACUCUGGUGCAACUGUGGUUGAAAUAAAAUAUAAGCGUUUGAUAGUCUCGGGAUCAGAUCACUCCAUAUCUGCGUAUGCGGGUGAAGACGUCACUCUGAACUGCUCUGUGGACUCUCACAUCACACCUGAAGAGAUUGAAGAGCUUUCAUGGAAGAAAACAGAUAAAGAUGGAGAUAUUCUGGUCCUGCUCUACCAAAACAAUGAACCUUUACCCGAAUCAUCACAUGAGCAAUACAGAGACAGAGUUGAGUUCUUCACUGAUGAAAUCUCCAAAGGAAACUUCUCUCUCAGACUGAAGAGUGUCAGAACUGAAGAUAAAGGAGUUUAUAUGUGUCAAGUGUUUGCUGGAGGAGUUUCAGCCAAAACAACUGUAGUGCUUGAACAACUGGGUUUCUCUGCUUUACAUGUAAUGGUGCUGAUUUUUUGUAUUGCUGCAUCUGGAUCUGCACUUCUGCUCUGCAGUCGAAUCUACCACAGAUUACAUGACAGAGACCCCAGCAGAACAGUGUGGACUCUUCAGAUUGCUCUUAUCUUUUGUCCAAACAUCUGUAUGUUCUUUGCCUUCAUCUUCUGGGGUUUUACUGAGGGAUUUCCAAAUGAGACCAUCCCAUGCUGUGCUCUUUAUAUUCUGAGGCCUGUGAUGUUGUUGUGGGCUGUGCCUUAUUUACAUUACAUUAAAGUCAGUAAUAAAACACGUAUUAGUGUUUCACGUAUUGCAAGAGAAUUUGUUGUUUUAACAGUCGUCAUUUAUUCAGUUUUCUUUGUAUAUGCCUGGAAUAAGACUGCAAAUCAUCCAGCUAACGCACUUCACAUACUUUUGGUAUUUUUGGGGGGAUAUAUACUGCUAUUGUGUCUCCUCAUCUUCAAUGGAGGGUUUGGAUGCAAAAAAGAAACUAUGUUGGAGAUACUGGCUCUGUGUUGGAUCAUCUUGCCUCCUUUACAGUCAUUUUAUGUGAAAUCUUCAUUAGAAACUGACAUUGAGGGCCAUCUAUAUGUUAUAGCUGUUCAAGUGCUACCAGUUCGGUUUAUAUUAUAUCUUCAUGCAACAUCUAGCUAAGGUGUAUAAUGUUAAUAUUAGUUCUUCUGGAUAUCAGUAUGACGAUGUUUGUUCAUCACAGCAUUUUGGAAAUGGAGAAAGACAUUGUUGGAUGGACAUGUGUCUUCUUUUUUCUGCAAGUCCUGCGGAUGAUGGCAUUCUUUGAAGACUGUGGAUACAUUUUUUACGAGGCUGGAACUUCAGGAGAACGACAAAGACAACAGACUGAGAUGAAUCAACAAGGAUCAAAUCUGUUGUCUCUCUGUAAUGUGUUCAUGUACAUGUUUGGAGCAGUUGGUCUGAUUUUGUUGAACUCUUUUACACUGACAGCAGAACUGAUACUGAAUACAAAUGGUCAACGUGUAGUGAAGGACAUGAGAGUCAUUGUAUUUCCAUCUGAAUGUGUUUUUGUCCUGUAUUGGUUCGUGUGUAUUUUCUCCAUUUGUCUGAAGACAGAGAGUGAGUCAGCUUCACGGAUGGAGUUGGGAAGUUCAUUCCACCAACGUGGUAUGAUGAAACUGAGAGUCCGGGAAAGUGUUUUGGUGCCUCUUUGUGUUGGUACAACAAGGUGACGUUUCUUAGCCGACCGCAGGCUUCUGGCAGGAGUGUAGAUCUGCAUAAGUGAUUUUAGGGAACUCAAGAAAACCUGAAUCUGUAAACGAUGGAAAUGAAAAGAUGAAUCUCUCAGAAGAUGACUCUGACAAAAAAGCUAACUGAGAGCUGUAAAAUGUUCAUGUUUAUUUUGUUAUUAAUUAUCAUCAGUAUAUAUUCAUAAUCAUUUAGUAGCAUUAUUGAUCAUUUGCAUUACAUUAUUACUUAUGCUUUCAUAUUAUGUUGUCUAAUAUGCAUGCCUAAAAUCUAGUGUAAGUCAAAGUUAUAUAAGUCUUUUAUGUAAGUCUUAUAUAAGUUGCAUACACUUGUAUUGUUUGAACGUAAAUUUACUGAGAAAAUUUUCAGAUACAUGUUUUUCAAAUUAUGAGGGGAGGGAAAGUAAAGUGGGCUGUUUAAACAAUGGAGAAGUUUAGUUUUUUCCUAUGGUUGUACUUAAAUAUGCCUUGUACAGUUGACUGAGAAAGACCAAGCAAGGCAAGAAGACCAUCCAAAGACGCCAUUCUCCAAUUGAAAGUUUACUUUCUCUCCUAUGUUUGAUGACUAAAAAUGAUUAGAUUUGUUUUAUUUCUUAUAAAGGAACAGGUGUUUGGCUCUGUGACUGGGACAAAUAUGUACUGUAAAUGUAAAGUCUUCAGAGCAAAGACUAUAGUUUUGCAUUUGUAAAGCAGAAUGUGCCAUGAAAUGCUGUGGCUUUUUCUUAAAAAUGCUAUUAUGAUGAUUGAGUCAUUUCAA
Molecule: messenger RNA, 2775 nt
Organism: Xyrauchen texanus (razorback sucker)
Lineage: Eukaryota; Metazoa; Chordata; Actinopteri; Cypriniformes; Catostomidae
Product: V-set and immunoglobulin domain-containing protein 1-like
Exons: 18
Coding region: 37-1452 (471 amino acids)
Biological process (GO): cell surface receptor signaling pathway; cellular response to lipopolysaccharide; immune response
Cellular component (GO): external side of plasma membrane
Source: RefSeq, a predicted model, not a curated record